Messenger RNA from Strigops habroptila (Kakapo), 1372 nucleotides. RefSeq names its product PTTG1 regulator of sister chromatid separation, securin (gene PTTG1). NCBI's taxonomy places the organism in Eukaryota, Metazoa, Chordata, Aves, Psittaciformes, Psittacidae. Gene Ontology annotation, cellular component: cytoplasm; nucleus. The coding region runs from base 712 to 1296 and encodes 194 amino acids. The transcript has 6 exons. Gene Ontology annotation, biological process: chromosome organization. The record is from RefSeq and is a predicted model, not a curated record.
ACGCGCAGCAGCAGCUCUGCACACAGCAGCAGGACACGCACUACCGGGCCCUGCAGCCCGCGCGGAGCGGGACACGGACUCACCCGGCACCGCUGCUGCUGCUGCUCGGGCCAGCAGAGCCCGCGGACCGGCCGGGGCUGCCGGAAGGCCCCGGCGCGUCCAUGUAGCAUGCGCGAACCCGGGCCUACGCGAGGCGAGUCAAGAGAGGCCUGCGAGGAAGCAGCGCUCCACCAGGGCCCAGCCCCGGAGGGAUGCGGGUACUUCCCCGGAGCCCAGCGCGGCCGCUCCGGGCGCCGGUCCCCGCCGCUGCCGCGGCCCCUCCACCCCAAGCCCGCGCCCUUGUUUACCUGCCAGGCCGCGCCGCCGCCGGGACCGCACCGCGCGACGUCACAGCGAGCGACGGCGCUGCCGGGGGCGGUGCCACGCCGUCACCAUAGCAACCGGCUCCGCCCCCGGUACGCAGCGGGUGGAGCCACGGAGAGGCAGGCGCGUAAGAAGCAGCGCGGCUGAGCCAAUGGGCUGCGGAGCGUUAGUCGAAGCAGCCAAUGGGCGAUGCGCAGGCGGUUUAAAAGGUGGCGGUUCGGCAGUGCGGGCUGUCUGUGGCUCGAUUCGGCCUUUGCGUGACCUGGAGCGGGUCUGAGCCUCCUCGGUGCGGGUGCUGCUGCGCUGGGACCUGCCGGGGGUGCCUGAGAGUGUCUCAUCAGCCUGAAGAUGUCAACUCUGAUCUUUAUUGAUCAGGAGAAUGGUGAAGUUGGUGCUACUAAGAAUCGACUAAGACUCCCUUCAGGAUCAUCAAAAGUCUUAUCUGAAAGAACACAAGUUAACACUCCACUUCCCAAAAAAACAAUUGGUACAUCUCCUGCCACAUCUCGCUCUGUCAGAAAGGCUCUUGGAAAUGUGAAUAGAACUCAAGAAGUCACAAGCAAGUCGGAAAAGAUAAGACAGAAAAGUCAGCCUUGCACUGCAAACAAAGUCACUGAGAAGACUGCUGGUUUAGAAAGCUGUGGUGUGGUGGCUGAAGAAGAGUGGCCAGAAAUAGAAAAUAUGUUUCCUUUUGAUCCUCGAGACUUUGAGAGUUUUGAUCUUCCUGAAGAGCACAAACUAAGCAAUAUCAACCUGCAUGGUGUUCCCCUCAUGGUAUUUGAAAGGACAUAUGACAAAUGUGUGAACAUGGUUCCUUCACCUGUGAAGAUGGAAGAGGUUUCAUGGGAGUCUAACUUGCUACAAUCAACUGCUGACUUCCUUGCUACCCUGGAUGAGAUCAUUGACAUGCCACCUCCAAAUUAUGACAUUUAAUGCAUAUUCUGAAGCUUCUAUUGAAUUCAGAUUUCAUAGUUCUGUAUUUUUAAAUAAAAGUUAAACCUGUAUAAUA